Molecule: messenger RNA, 780 nt
Organism: Mycena indigotica
Lineage: Eukaryota; Fungi; Basidiomycota; Agaricomycetes; Agaricales; Mycenaceae
Exons: 1
Coding region: 1-780 (259 amino acids)
Source: RefSeq, a predicted model, not a curated record
AUGUCCGCCAUCUCCCACGUUGUCUUCUACCUCACCCGCCCGCUUUCUGGCGCUGGUAUUCCUGCCACGUCAGUGGCGACUGCCCAGGCCAUCCUCCACGCUGCACUCUCGUCUCAGCCCUCCGCGUCGGGAAUCCUUUCCCUCGCACCCCUCGCUGCACCGCCCAUCCCGCUUCUUGCCGCCGCUAUUGGCGCGGCCAUCCAGUGGCCCGUGUGGUACCACGCGCUCGCUGGCGCUGCUGACGAGCUGACCGUUAUCUACGGCGCAGGCUUUGUCAAGGCACGCAUUGGUGCUGGCCCACUGCUCGAUGUGCGGAGCGAGGAGACCCAAGGCAGUGUUGUGCGCAUUUCGCGCCAGCCCCAGGCGCCCGCGCUGUCCAUGGCCUUUCGCCGCCGGCCCAUCGUCAUUCCCACUCUCUUCGCCACCCCAUACGACGACAACGACUUGAGCUCCUCUGAUGAUGAUUCUGACGCGGAGUCAGACGCAUCCUCUUCACCCACCGUCUACUCCCUCUCCCCCGAUUCGCCCAAGGGAAAGCCCUUCGCGUUGCCUGCCUUCGCUGGCGUGCGCCCUUUGCCCGCCGUCCCCAAAACCGUCCCUGUCGUUUGCGCACUCCCUGUUUCCGCUCCCAAGCCCGCGCUCAAGCCGGCGACCAAGCCAGCAGCUAGCACGACGACCGCGUACCUCUACAAGGGUGGCGUCACCCGCGUUAUGACCGGAGGGGUUAUGCUGGGCCCCCGCGCUCCGGCCAAGCCCCGGGCCACUCGUAUUCGCGCAUGA